This is a messenger RNA of Aspergillus japonicus CBS 114.51, 1032 nucleotides long. Its product is annotated as zinc-binding alcohol dehydrogenase family protein. The transcript is spliced from 4 exons. The record is from RefSeq and is a predicted model, not a curated record. Gene Ontology annotation, molecular function: oxidoreductase activity, acting on NAD(P)H. Lineage: Eukaryota; Fungi; Ascomycota; Eurotiomycetes; Eurotiales; Aspergillaceae. The coding region runs from base 1 to 1032 and encodes 343 amino acids.
AUGGACGGCAAGAUGCGAGCGCUAGUCACAAUUCCGGGAGGCAAAGCAGAGAUCCGAGAGGUUCCUAUUCCCAAGCCCCUUUCCGGCCAUGCCCUCAUCAAGGUCAACGCAACAGCGCAAAGCAAUGAUCUGAACGGCAUUGAGGUGUCGAAGCCCUACGUUAUAUGCGGAGAUGAUUUUGCCGGCACCGUCGUUGACGCCAACGGUACAACCCUAAAAAAGGGUCAGCGUGUUGCUGGCUUUGUUAUGGGCAGCGAUACUGACCCCUGCCGCGGAACCUUUGCUCAAUACGCUAUGGUGCAUCCCGAUUAUGUCUUCUACAUUCCCGACUCCGUGAAGGACGUCGAGGCUGCCUCAAUUUCACUAUCACUCGCAACAGCGACGGUUUCCCUGAAGUGGUUGGGAAUCCCAGAUGCAACGGACCCCGCGGAAAAGCCGUUUCCCGUCCUUAUAUACGGUGCUUCCUCAAGCGUUGGCCUCUUCGCUGUGCAGCUGUGCAGAAUGGCCGGGCUAUAUGUCAUUGCUACAGCAUCUAAGCGCAAUCACGGACUCUUGAAAAGUCUUGGUGCCGAUAUGAUUAUCGAUUACUGGGAUGGGGACUGGGUCGACCAAGUCAAGAAGGCGGCGACUGCCAAGGGGGGCCUGCAUCAUGUAUUUGACACGAUUAGCAAGUACGAAACCACCAAGGCCUGCGUUCAAUCAUUCGGAGAGGAAGGUGGGCAUAUCGUUUGUAUCAUGGCGCGCACAGCGGAGGAGUUAAACUUGCCGGCAAACAUCAAAUUGAAUGUCGCGCUGUGUUACUCGGUCUUCGGAGAAAAUCUCAGGUCCAAAGAUGUGGAAUUAUAUCAAUCAUUCCAGGAUACGGACGGCGCCAGACCACAGGAUCAGGAGACUUGGAAAAAGUACUUGAGGUUGAUGCCUGAAUGGCUGGAGUCAAAGGCUUUGAAACCGAACCCGUUGCGCCUGCAGGGCGGCUUGGACAAUAUUCUAGAGGGACUUGAGCUGCAGAAGCAGGGAUUGCAAAAAAUAUAA